This is a messenger RNA of Emys orbicularis (European pond turtle), 1404 nucleotides long. RefSeq names its product retinoid X receptor gamma (gene RXRG). Gene Ontology annotation, biological process: cell differentiation; response to retinoic acid; retinoic acid receptor signaling pathway. Gene Ontology annotation, cellular component: nucleus. Lineage: Eukaryota; Metazoa; Chordata; Testudines; Emydidae. Bases 1 to 1404 code for a protein of 467 amino acids. The record is from RefSeq and is a predicted model, not a curated record. Gene Ontology annotation, molecular function: nuclear receptor activity; retinoic acid-responsive element binding; zinc ion binding. The transcript has 10 exons.
AUGUAUGGGAAUUAUCCUCACUUCAUUAAGUUUCCUGCUGGCUUUGGCAAUUCCCCCGUUCACACCAGUUCUACAUCGGUGAGCUCAUCAUCAAGCUUUUCCCCAGGGAAUUCAGUGGAUGGCCAUCCCAGCUACAUGGAGGCUCCAGUGAGUGCUUCGAGGACUCUUGCGUCUCCAAUGAACACGAUAGGGUCGCCUGCAAGUGCGCUAGGCUCGCCAUACAGAGUCAUCGCUUCGUCCAUUGGAUCUCAUUCUGUUUCCCUGUCUUCAGCUCCUGGCAUGAAUUUUGUGGCGCACACCAGCCCUCAGCUCAAUGUCAUGAACAAUGCCAGCAGCUCUGAAGACAUUAAGCCCCUGCCAGGCCUCCCAGGGAUUGGAAACGUGAAUUAUCCCUCCACUAGCCCAGGGUCCCUGGCCAAACACAUCUGUGCAAUCUGCGGGGACAGAUCAUCAGGGAAGCACUACGGGGUGUACAGCUGUGAAGGCUGUAAAGGGUUCUUCAAGAGGACAAUAAGAAAGGACCUUAUCUACACAUGCCGCGAUAACAAAGACUGUCUAAUAGACAAGCGUCAGCGCAACCGCUGCCAGUACUGCCGCUAUCAGAAGUGCCUGGCUAUGGGUAUGAAGAGAGAAGCUGUGCAAGAGGAGAGACAGAGAAGCCGAGAGCGCAGCGAGAAUGAAGCCGAGUCCACGAGCAACGGCAAUGAGGAUAUGCCUGUGGAGAGGAUUUUAGAAGCUGAACUGGCUGUUGAACCAAAGACGGAAUCGUACAGCGACGUGAAUGCUGAGAACUCGACAAAUGACCCUGUCACCAAUAUAUGUCAUGCAGCAGACAAGCAGCUCUUCACCUUAGUUGAAUGGGCCAAGCGAAUCCCCCACUUCUCAGAGCUGACGCUGGAAGACCAAGUGAUUCUUCUGCGGGCAGGUUGGAAUGAGCUGCUCAUUGCCUCGUUCUCCCAUCGCUCGGUGACCGUGCAAGAUGGCAUCCUGCUCGCCACAGGCUUACAUGUGCACCGCAGCAGCGCGCACAGUGCCGGCGUGGGCUCCAUUUUCGACAGAGUUCUGACAGAAUUAGUGUCUAAAAUGAAAGACAUGCAGAUGGAUAAGUCUGAGCUGGGAUGCCUGCGAGCCAUUGUCCUGUUUAACCCAGAUGCCAAGGGCUUGUCCAGUCCCUUCGAGGUGGAGUCCCUGCGAGAAAAGGUCUAUGCCACGCUCGAAGCAUAUACAAAGCAGAAGUACCCUGAACAACCUGGAAGAUUUGCCAAACUCCUCCUCCGGCUGCCGGCGCUGAGAUCCAUCGGGCUGAAAUGCCUCGAGCACCUCUUCUUCUUCAAGCUGAUCGGGGACACGCCCAUCGACACCUUUCUCAUGGAGAUGCUCGAGACCCCACUCCAGAUCACCUGA